AUGAGCGGUCAGCCGGGUCCCAGCGCUACAUCGCCACCCGCAGAAGCUUCUCUUGCUCCAACUCCAUCUGCUGUCACAUCUACAACAGCUGCUCCUGCACCAGCUCCUCCUGCUCCAACUCCUUCUGCUGCCUCACCUGCAGCAGCUCCAUCUGCUCCACUUCCACCUACGCCUUCAGCUCCUCCUGUUGCUCCAGCUCAAGCUGCCACUGCUAAUGUUCAAACUACUGCUGUUCCUGAAACCCCCAUAGCCAAUGGAGUCGCCGCAGCUGGUCCCAAUGGCGCCACCCAGCAUGCAAAUGGUGGACUACCAAACAAUUCUUUGAUGAACGUUGUUGGAAGGACUAGCUUCAUAGCAAAGGUGAGUGAUUAG
Molecule: messenger RNA, 372 nt
Organism: Strongylus vulgaris
Lineage: Eukaryota; Metazoa; Nematoda; Chromadorea; Rhabditida; Strongylidae
Source: the annotation of a GenBank genome assembly